AUGACUGACCUUCGUCUCCAAAAAUUAGCAAAAGCACCGGAAUGGGCUAAGGAAAUUUCCCAGAGCCCAGCUCAUCAGAACCCAUCCAAAGCCCCACCAGUCCCGACCAAAGAUCUUGAACUUUCACAAGAGUCUACGACUAGCCUCGAGCAAUACUACGAAGACUCGAAAAAUGCUUCCUUCAUCGACAAUAUCUCCAGACGGUCAUUAAGCUCCCGCUCUCUCGAGAAACGUGGCCCUCUUUACUGCAAAGAUGGCCCAUGUGUCGAUGGAAGCUGCUGUGGUCCCGAUAGCAUUUGCGGAUAUGGACCCGACUUUUGCGGGACAGGAUGUCAGUCCCAGUGCGACGCAACUGCCAUGUGCGGAGAAUACAGUGAGAACGCCGAUAUGCCAUGCGGCAUGAAUCUCUGCUGCUCGCAAUCUGGCUGGUGUGGUGUGAGUACUUUCACGAUCUGUAUUGUACCCUCGUUCGCUUUCGAGAGACUGACAACUACUUUCCAUCAGACCACCGAGGUCUUCUGCCACAACGCCGACCCAAUCAACCUCAGUGCACCUUGCCAGGCCGGCUAUGGCUCUUGUUCCAUCGCUUCUACUCCAUCAUGCGCAAAAGGCGGCGGGAGCACAAAUGGCCGCACAAUUGGAUACUACCAGUCAUGGAACGUGAGGACCCGGAAAUGCGAUACCAAGACUCCCAAGCAGCUUGAUACCAAGGGCUUCACCCAUUUGUUCUACUCCUUUGCAUUCAUCGAUCCAACCUCAUUCGCCGUUGUUCCAGCCCACGACGACGACCCUGCUCAGAUGCGAGAGUUCACUGGCCUAGCCAAGGACGGUCUCAAGACUUGGAUUGCUGUCGGCGGCUUCGACUUCAGCAACCCCGAGACAAAGACCCACCAUACCUGGAGCGACAUGGUAGCGACGAAGGCCAAUCGUGCUGCUUUCAUCUCUUCUGCCCGCGAGUAUAUGGACGAAUAUGGUUUCACUGGCAUCGAUCUCGACUGGGAGUAUCCCGGUGAGCCUAAGCGUGGUGGAAGGAAGCUUGAGGACACUCGCAACUUUGCCAUGCUUCUCCGUGAGAUGCGUGCUGCUUAUGGCGACAAGUACGGCAUCAGCCUGACCCUUGCACCUGAUUAUUGGUACCUGAGAUGGUUCGACGCCAAAGCGAUGGAGGCUUUCGUCGACUUUUUCGGGUUCAUGGCCUAUGACCUUCAUGGAUUCUGGGAUGAGGACGUCAAGACUCUUGGCAAGAUUGUUCGCGGCCAAGCUGACAUCCGUGAAAUCGGCAACAAUACUGUUCCACUAUGGUUCGACGGGCUUGAUCCCAAGAAGAUCAACUUCGGUCUUGCAAUGUAUGGCCGUGGCUAUACUGUCUCUGACAAGAGUUGCAACGGACUUCUCUGCUCUUUCUCAGGCCCGAGCAAGAAGGGAGAAUGCACUGACUCUGAUGGCGUCAUGUCUCUUGGGGAGAUCAAGAACCUUAUCAAGAACAAGGGUCUCAAACCCAACUACUUGAAAGAUUCUCUGAUGAAGGAGCUUACUUGGGACGAUCAGUGGAUUGGCUAUGAUGAUGAGGAGACAUUCAAAGAUAAGAAGGCCUGGGCGGAUGGGCAAUGUUUUGGAGGUACUAUGAUCUGGAGCAUUGACUUCCAAGGCUCAAGCACUUCGGCCGAGCCGGUUGAGCAGAAUUCACCUGGUGAAAUCCCCAAGUCACUGCUAAACAAGAAGCUUCCAAACUGCAAGUCCGGAGAGUCUUAUGACGCUAUCAAGGAUAUGGGCACGUUUUGGUAUAAUUCUGGUGCCGAGCAGUGGGCAGACGAGUACAUCAACUCUCAGCCGGAUCAUUCCAAUUGGGCGCAGAAUCUGUACCGCGAGCUCUUCCCAAAGAAGGACCACACCAAGUUCUCUUGUCAGGAACCUGGUGCUCCUUGCGAUCAUGAUUUGACAUGUGACGAUUUCAAUGCGAUUGACAAAGGUGGGCUGUGGUAUCUUUUCCAGUCCAUGGCAGCGUUCCACAGUUUUAUGUCGCAGCUUUCUAUCGAGUUUGACCAGUCGAUUGGCAUCACAUCUGAUCAGAUUGGCACCAUGAGGCAAUUGUUAGGUAUCAAGAGUGGCGCGCCCAAGGCACCCCUCGACCUAGCUUCUAUCCUCGGUGCAGCUUUCAGCAUCGGAAGUGCCCUCGCCACACCUGCUGCAGCCGUCGGAGGUCCUUUGGCGGGUAUCAGUGGUGUCAUGUAUCUGGUCUCAGCUACUGGAGACUCUGGUGGUUCCGACGAUGCGGUGGAAGCGACAGACACGAUCCGGGGCCUACUUGCAAUUGUCGCCAAGCAGGGCUUCGCUAAUAUCAAGGCAAUUGUGGCCUCAACAUUUGGCAAGCAAGGCCAUAAGCAGACUGACAUUCCCGAAGUCAUGCGCGUCGGGGGCGUCAAGAACCCGGCCGUAUCUGUUUUCGGGUGGGGAUCCUGGUUAAGAGACCAUCCUCUUAACAAUCUGGAUGACGUGAUCAGCAAGAUGAAGACCAAUUUGGAUCAAGCUCUUAUCUGGCAGAUGGCUAGACAAUUCAGAGGAGCUUACGUGGUUGUUAGAGACGACCUUCCUGUUGACAAGUGCACAAACCCGAACAACGCCUGGGAGGCAGACAAGAAACGAUGCCUCGACAUCCUCGCAUGGUACCCCAAGAAGGUCUCCCAGACCCUCGGUGGAAACAAGGAUAUGGAGGCUCUCUGGACCGAGUGGAACAUGGACAAGCUCGGGACCCUCCGCAACGCCGUCGAAUGUUGGGAAAAUAACAAUGGCCACAUCGGCAAGACGGGCAUCCGCGAGGGUAGCUGGGCGAGCGAGACGCCACCACUCUGCUUCUUUGCUAUGCCUGUUCUUAAGGGCAACUACAGCGAUGUCUCCAAGGGGUCGAUCUGGAUGGCUGGCAACUUUCCCGGCCAGGAGGGCCAGGCUGGUUUGCUGUGGCCCAAGUCCAAGUGUGAGAAUGGCAACAAAGAGCUGCACCAGAACCCAUUCAACUCAAAAUCUGACUACAAAUGCGCCGAGUUUGAUCUUACGAAGGAUCUAAUGUAA
Molecule: messenger RNA, 3066 nt
Organism: Colletotrichum scovillei
Lineage: Eukaryota; Fungi; Ascomycota; Sordariomycetes; Glomerellales; Glomerellaceae
Exons: 8
Coding region: 1-3066 (1021 amino acids)
Biological process (GO): carbohydrate metabolic process
Molecular function (GO): chitin binding
Source: RefSeq, a predicted model, not a curated record